UUAAAAAAAAAAAAAAAAUCUGAAAACUCAAGUUGAAACCCUAGAGAAGGGUUUUAGAUAGAAGCAGUUUUCCGGGGAAGAAGAAGGAAAUGAGUGGAGCAGGAGCACCCGAUUUCUUCUACAGAGAAGCUCAACGCCUUGGCUAUGUCGCAAGAUCCGCCUUCAAGUUGCUUCAGAUUCAGAACCAAUUCAAAUUGAUUACUUCUGGCUCCUCCGUUUUGGACCUUGGUUGUGCUCCCGGUGCCUGGCUUCAGGUAGCUUGCCAGAGUCUGGGACCUCCGAGAAAUGGAGGCUCUGUUUUGGGAAUUGAUCUCAAGAAGGUAAAGGUUCCUCAUGUGCAUUGUGACUCAAGGGUUCAAACUGUUUGUGCUGAUGUAAUGAACCUUCCUAAAAAUAAAUUGAAGUCGUUAUCUCCUAAGGAGAAGGGAUUUUCUGUAAUACUCUCAGAUAUGUGCCCCUUAGUAUCUGGAAUCACCACGAGAGAUGCAGCAUUAUCAGUUGAAUUAGGGAUGCAAGCAGUUAAUUUGGCUCUUGGAGAAGCUGCGUUAGGUGUUGGAGAUGUUAUACAUGGAAAGGAUAACGACAAUGUGGAUGAUUCCACUUCGGUUUCAGAUUGUGAUGGCGUGUUACGACAAGGAGGCCACCUCGUUAUAAAACUUUUGGAGAGUGAAGAUACCCAAGAAUUCAGCCGUAUGUUGAAACCACUCUUCCGAAAGUCAUCCCUGUUGAGGCCUAAGGCUACUAGAUCGUCAUCAAGAGAGAUUUAUCUGAUAUGUCAAAGCUUGAAGGCAAGAACAUAAAUGUUCAAAUUUUGAGCUGACUGCAACUGUACACAACUAGAAUAUGAGAUUGUCAAAGCGGAGUUCCCGAACAGUGUAGCCUCAUUGGAGAGACGUAGAGAGGUUUUUUCCGGAAUUAGUCGCAAUGUGAAUUACUUGGAGAGAUUUGUUGAGUUUGCAGAUUUUGUAUUAGUUGUUUGUAUAAGACGACCUAUUAUUUAACUUGCCUUGUUCAGCAUUAAGUCAAACCAAUAAGAAGUGGCUUUCAUUGA
This is a messenger RNA of Benincasa hispida (wax gourd), 1051 nucleotides long. RefSeq lists its product as uncharacterized. Gene Ontology annotation, molecular function: rRNA (uridine-2'-O-ribose)-methyltransferase activity. Lineage: Eukaryota; Viridiplantae; Streptophyta; Magnoliopsida; Cucurbitales; Cucurbitaceae. The record is from RefSeq and is a predicted model, not a curated record. Gene Ontology annotation, biological process: RNA methylation.